UUUCCCCUUCCUUACUUUAAAUGAUCCUCAUCAAGGAUUGACACCAUCGCUUUGACAACUGAACAACUCAUGUGAUUUAAGGGAAACACAGUCCUCACCUAGGCAACCCAACACCCAGGCAACAGGGACAAGGAAAUGUGAGCUUGAACUAUUAAUAUUUCAGGCCACGGUUUUCAACUCCAGAUAGAGCAGCCUCACUUCUCUCCCUUUCUCAUUGGACAUGGAAGCCUCAUCCAUGCAAACAGAACCCAGUACUGACCGCAGCACAGACAUCGCUAGAGAACACAGCACCAGUGUUAAGGACAGCAGCCAGGCCGCAGACAGGAAGCAUGGGCUGCAGGAGCAGCUGAGAGAGGAGAUCGCUAAACACCUCACAGAGGGUGGCGUGGGAGAGGAGAAGAUCCAGGAGAGAGUGGGUCUGAUCCGACAGCUCAGAGAAGCCCUCAGAGAGGAGGAAGAGAAGCAGGGGGUCGGCAGGGAGAAAACAAACCCCUCAGAACAGGCUGAAUACAUCAAAGCCAAGGAGCAGAGGGAGAGACUCAAGGAGCACCAUGGCAGAGUGAUAAAGGAGGAGGUGGAAAAGAUCGAAAGAGAGAUGGCGCAGGAACAGCUGGAGGGGCCCCAGAGGGAGCUGCAGGUCCUGGGUGGAGAGAGGCAGCUGCUGCUGCUCCAGGUGGAGGCCCUGCGCACCGAGGCCCAGCAGGCCGAGAGAGACCUGGAGGCCCAGUACAAAAGACACCGACAAGAGAUGCACUGUGUCAGGACCGAGAGCAUUCAGGUGUUCAGGGUGUUCCGGCAGGUGUGUGAGGAGCAGAGGAGGCUGUCAGAGGGGAGGUACAGGAGUGUGAUGCUGGAGGCCAUCCAGGAUGCUGUUUACCUGUCUGCUGUCAACCAGCAGCUCCACACUGACAACACUCAGCUACGCAGAGCCCUGGCAGAGAUGAAGGACACCCUGUCGGCCCCUGGGUCCUAGCCCCUGCAGAUCCUGCCCCCCCCCCAAUGAAAACCAACUUGUCUUUAAUAUCUCUGUUUAUUAAAACAAUUCAGAAACACAAACACAAUCAACAAAAUAAACAACUGUACCACUGACGUAUAGUUUGGCGAAGGAAAUAGUAUGACCAUGAUGAUAGUUAUAGCACCGCUUGAGAAAUGUAAGAAGUACCACAGGUUAAAAUGUUACGAUUGUAAAUGAUGUUCAGAAUACACUUGUUUUUAGCUGUCACAGCAUAAAGGCAUGUAUAAGGUACGGAAUAUGAUUGUGUGUGACUGCUGACGGUCAGUAAAGUAGGAAAAACACCAGGCCUUCAAUGGUUCAUUGGUAAAUACUGUUGUUAGAUUGUUCCCUCUUUCUUUCCUUGUGCUAUUUCUAUUGCUUGUUCAAUGAUCCACAAACCUAAACUGAACAUGACACAACCCAAACAACAAUAAAUAGUGACGCACCAAAAUGACAUUUUAAACCAAACGA
This is a messenger RNA of Hypomesus transpacificus, 1465 nucleotides long. Its product is annotated as golgin subfamily A member 6-like protein 22. The transcript is spliced from 7 exons. The record is from RefSeq and is a predicted model, not a curated record. Bases 221 to 973 code for a protein of 250 amino acids. Lineage: Eukaryota; Metazoa; Chordata; Actinopteri; Osmeriformes; Osmeridae.